This is a messenger RNA of Sphaerodactylus townsendi, 1566 nucleotides long. It is a transcript of the gene IL15, whose product is annotated as interleukin 15. The coding region runs from base 40 to 753 and encodes 237 amino acids. Gene Ontology annotation, cellular component: extracellular region. Gene Ontology annotation, biological process: positive regulation of T cell proliferation; positive regulation of tyrosine phosphorylation of STAT protein; positive regulation of cytokine production. Gene Ontology annotation, molecular function: cytokine activity; cytokine receptor binding. The record is from RefSeq and is a predicted model, not a curated record. The transcript is spliced from 6 exons. NCBI's taxonomy places the organism in Eukaryota, Metazoa, Chordata, Lepidosauria, Squamata, Sphaerodactylidae.
UCCGCCCCCCAAGAGGAAGCGAGAGGGCAGCCCAAUGGAAUGCCACACGGAACGGGGCUGGCUCGGGAAGGCAUUCUUGACUCUUGGCGCAGACUCUUGACUCUUGUGACAGCCCACGAGGGGAAUGCCACGACGCGCGCUUUCCUGCGGGGCAAGCCCUUCGCUGCUUCGGCCAGGGAAGAAGAUCUGCUGAUCUUGGGAGGAGGGUGGGACUCUGAGCCGCCAAGAUCGCCUUUUGCCUGGCCCUUCCCCCUGCGCGAGGUGCCCGCGAGCGCUGAACUUCCGAGGAGAGGUCUGGUCGGCGCCUGGGUCAAGAAAACACACUUGAGAAUGUUCACUUUCCGCAGCAAUUCAUAUCUGCUACAAGUACAGACCAUUCAUUUUGCUACUUUGAGAGCUGUGCUUGCGGACCUGGAAAAAAUUAAACCCUGUUCUAAGAUUGAUGCCACUUUAUAUACUGCAGAAAUGACUGAUCGUAAUGAAUGCAAAGAAUCAGUGAUGAAAUGCUUUAUACUGGAAAUGGAAGUAAUUUUUCAUGAAUCUAAUUAUGGACAUAGUAGUGCAACGUUCACCAAUAAUGUCCACAAUGUACUGAAAAAUUUCAGUCAUUUUCGAAACAGCAGUUAUUCGAACCCAGAAACAUCCACAUGCCGAAAAUGUGAAACAUUUGAAGAAAAAACAUGUACAGAAUUUUUAAAAAGCUUUGAAAUUAUUGUAAACCAACUUUAUAGAGAACUACCUGCAAAUAAAUAAUAGUACAACAGCAAAAGAGUGUAGAAUGAGAUUCCAGUUCAGCAGGGAAGGCCAAAAAAUUAACAAAUAUAAAACACAGCGGGAACAAAGUAGAAUCGGUAGUGGCAAGCAACGAGUUUGCAAACUAGGUAACUUUCAUGUACCUUUAAUCUUCAGGACUGUAAAAUGAAUAACAUUUACAAAGCAGAAGUAAACCUGUUAUGCAACAAAAAUAGUUAAAUGUUUGCCUUUAUGUGUGUAUGAAUUAGAAAAUGAUCAGUUCAGUCAAUUUACAUAUUAAGAGAUGUAACCAAAAGUACCUAAUAACAACUGGGAUAUUAUCAGCAGUAACUACAAAGAGUAAUUUUCUGUUCUUCAUUGAGAUAUUUUAAUUGACUCAGUGUUUCUCCAGUUUUUAUAAUGUGAGUUCUCUCGGAGUUACUAAUAUAGCAUAUUCACUGAUCCAAGCCACGUUUCUAGUAGAUUUUACAUUAUUACAUCUCUAUGAGUGUGUGCAUGGUGCGCUUAGUGCUGUUGAGUCGCUUCUGACUUAUGGCAACCCUACAUCUAACAUAAGGGAGGGGGGAGAGGAAAGCUUGAAUUAUGAGACAGGAUUUUUCUGAAACAUGAUAUGAUUCACUGAAUAUUUAAUGAUUUCUUGUGAUUGAAAGAAUUGAAAGUUGAAGCCAAAAUUAUUACAUAGUAGAUGGAGAUGAUCUGUAGAAUGUGAGUAUUGUGUUUUUAAAUAAACACUGAGAUGUGUUAGGAUUUUGAAAAUGUCUGUCACAAUUCAGUUAUAAAAGGGUUAACUGUAUGAAAAAAAAAGUUGCUGAA